Chilo suppressalis (striped riceborer) is the source of this 923-nucleotide messenger RNA. The record is from the annotation of a GenBank genome assembly. Lineage: Eukaryota; Metazoa; Arthropoda; Insecta; Lepidoptera; Crambidae.
AUGCACCGAUUGCAUAUCACGCCACAAAUAAGAGCUUUUCAGGCAAGCCCUAACCUCAUCAGCUCGGGUUCCCCGUGGUAUUACCGCUUCCGAGUUAAAGUGCAAGGUCCACCUUUCGAAGGAGUGCCUUACCCCACAAACAUUAUUGUCAACACGGCGGAGCACUGCGAAAAGCCGGUUUCGGGUUUCCUCGAUAAUUACAUCAAGGGAUACAAAGGGACUGCAGAAAUCAUCACAACAGUCCCUGACGAUUCUUGUGGCAGACGCAAGAUUCAGCAUACGGAGCUGAUUGUUAAUGGGGUACCCACCAAACCAGGUGACUGGCCGUGGCACGCUGCCAUCUACAGACUUGAAAAUUCCAAGUUCAACUACAUCUGUGGAGGCACUCUGCUGAGCAAAAUCUUUGUAGUUACAGGUACAUCAGCUUGCAACGGCGACAGCGGCGGUGGUUUCUCAGUAUUCGUGCCUGAUGACUCGGGUACCACUGCCCCUGACGCAUCAGGUGCCUGGUACCUUAGGGGGAUCAUUUCCCUCAGCGUGUCAAGGGUCAAUGUGCCAAUAUGCGAUCCAUAUCAGUACGUUAUUUUCAUUGAUGUCGCUAAAUACAAAGGAUGGUUGGACACGAACAUGAAAUGAAAUCGUCGACAAUAGAAAUGCAGUGCCAUAGUAGAGUUAAACAGAGUAUGUGCCACAUUAAAUAAAAAUCAAAGGGAAAUAAAAGUAAAAUAACAGUGUGAAACUGUUUAUUGAAAUGAUUUAAAUAGUUUAUAAUUAAUGACUCCAUUAUUUAUUUAUUUAUUAUAUUUUUAAACCGACUUCAAAAGGUGCACCGACUUCGCGUGCGGCCACGAAGACGUAUGAGUGCUCAAAAGGCGCAGAAUUAGAAGGGCUUUAGAUGAUGUGAAAAUAUUUUAGAAAAGGUG